AUGCCUAGGUGGCCUGGCAACGAAUCUUACAAAGAUGAGGGUGAUGAGCCAGAAGAUGAUGAGGAUGGAGAGGAUGAGCCAGAGCCGAAGGCAAAGGCAAAGGCCAAGAGGAAGCCCAAGGCGAAGGGAAAGGCCAAGGCAAAGGCCAAGCGUACCCCCAGGGCACCCUCUUCGGCAGGAUCUCGCAAGAUGAAACAAGCCGAAAGGUAUUCCUCAACUUAUGCCAAGAUUGGAGGUUUCCCUGCUUGCCACCUCUACUCCUGGCUCAAGCUUCUGGACGAGGACAACUUCGGAACGGUGUUGGAGAACAGGUUGGACAAGCCUGCCAUCCUUGCAUACCUCUUUGUCAUGACCGGGGUGUGCCCUGCUGAGCGACCUCCAUCGUGGGAGAGGGAUGAGAUCGUCACAGAGUUGCGGAAGGAGUGGCGACGCUUUGGCUACCCUUUGCGAGGUGAUGACUUUAUCGAACCCGAAUAUGUGACUCAGCUGGCCAAGAAAUGGAUGUGCACUUUCGCCAAGGUCAAAGGUGAUGGCCAGAUUAUCAUGCCUGAUCGAGUGCAGCAUCCGGGGAAAGCUUGGAUCAUGGAGGAGGCGGCAGCUUCCAAGACUCUUGGCCAGGAGAAGGCAACCUUGAUGGUGGAAGGUAAGACGGAUCAGAAGAAGGAAGCCAAGAUGGACCAGAAGCCAUCGUCUGCUGAGAAGACCGAGGAAUCAGAGUUCAAGAUUAUCUAUCGGGAUGGGGGCCAGAGAUUGGUGAAGUUGAACUUCCUUGGGAAGAGGGUGGCUGAUGUGCCUUUGCCGGCAAGCGCAUCCAACUUCAAGAUCAUAUACCAGAAUGGGUGCUUCUUGCUGUCGAGCAAGGGUGGGGCUGAUCUUUAUGACUGCGAGGAGUAUGUGGGCAUUCUGAUGCCUCCUACUGCAGGUUUGGGAUUUGGUUGGGUGCUGCUUGCAGGAUGA
Molecule: messenger RNA, 957 nt
Organism: Cladocopium goreaui
Lineage: Eukaryota; Dinophyceae; Suessiales; Symbiodiniaceae
Source: the annotation of a GenBank genome assembly